GAAAUCGAAUCUGCAUGUGCUCUCCAUUGAGAAGUGAUUGUGCGAUAAUGUCUGUGUAUUUCAGAAACUUGGCUAUAGGCAUUGGCAUUCAGAAUUUCCCAGAAGGCCUUGCUGUGAGUCUUCCAUUACAGGGUUCAGGGGUGUCCACAUGGCGAUCUUUCUGGUUUGGACAGCUGAGUGGGAUGGUCGAACCUCUAGCUGGGUUGUUAGGGGCCAUUACCGUGGUGCUGGCAGAGCCAUUGCUACCGUACACUCUUGCCUUUGCUGCAGGAGCCAUGGUGUAUGUCGUGGUUGAUGACAUCAUUCCCGAAGCCCAAGUCAGUGGGAAUGGUAAGCUGGCUUCCUGGACACCCAUUCUUAGCUUCAUUGUGAUGAUGUCACUGGAUGUCGGACUUGGCUGAGCCUUUUCAUUGGUUGAAACUUCGACUGAUGUCGAGAAUGUCAGCAGAC
Myxocyprinus asiaticus (Chinese sucker) is the source of this 450-nucleotide messenger RNA. RefSeq names its product zinc transporter ZIP11-like. Gene Ontology annotation, molecular function: metal ion transmembrane transporter activity. Bases 15 to 401 code for a protein of 128 amino acids. NCBI's taxonomy places the organism in Eukaryota, Metazoa, Chordata, Actinopteri, Cypriniformes, Catostomidae. The transcript is spliced from 3 exons. Gene Ontology annotation, cellular component: membrane. Gene Ontology annotation, biological process: metal ion transport; transmembrane transport. The record is from RefSeq and is a predicted model, not a curated record.